Neurospora crassa OR74A is the source of this 929-nucleotide messenger RNA. RefSeq lists its product as hypothetical. The record is from RefSeq and is a predicted model, not a curated record. The transcript has a single exon. Lineage: Eukaryota; Fungi; Ascomycota; Sordariomycetes; Sordariales; Sordariaceae. Bases 427 to 900 code for a protein of 157 amino acids.
GGGCUCCACCAACCUCAGGCCACAGGAGACUAUCGGCAAUUAUGUUUGACGGAUAUUACAAGAGCCUUCUCUCAACAAGACAUCCGUAACGUAUUGCCCAACGACUUUCUCGAUGAGAAGAAGCCGAAUCGGGAAUUCCCAACUCAAGACAAUACUCGACCACCAGGAACUUUUCACUCACACCACAACACAUCGCCUUCCUUUAAUAUACCCCACGAUACAUUUCAGCGCAUUGGUUGGCGAAAGUCGGAUGAAUCAAAGACCAGCGGAGAGCGCACCUAGCAAUCUCAAAUAGCGCGCGGCGCCAGUACAGCUGGCUGAGGUUGCAGAUGUGACGGCAACACCCAUGAUCACUAAGCGCGGAAACUUUGCAGGGAGCAUUGCUAUGGCGUUGACACACACACACACUCACACCCACACACACACAUGAAGGUUUUCAAAGCACACCCACACGCAUUCGGACAGGCAGACAACGGACCAGCAUUCAUAUUUUUUCUUUUAUUUUUUGCGUCUUCUCUCUUGUUCUUUAUAUCUAUAUCAGAAACGCACGCAGCUGGACAGACAGACGGACAGACGGACAGACAGACGGGACAGAGGAGAGAGUCCAUCAAGAAGCGGAUGAGCAACUCGGCAUUGGAUGUGGUCACGGUACAAAUACACUUCGUUCAGGAACUCUACACUACUAUAUUGCGAGACACUGUACUACACUACGGCAACCGGGACUAUGAAAGACAUACACAUGCCAUCGGUCCACAAUGCCUUAUAUCUUAUACCUGUUUUGCAUUUGUUCACUCCCUCAACGUAUGCAUAUCGUAUGUUUUAUCCCAAGAUAGGAUACUAAACCCACUUGUCUAUAAAUACCCGGGGGAAGAGGACGGGAGACUUGUAGCGAUAGGUUAAUGGCAGAUAUCCUCGAUGGUUUGUCUUAU